This is a messenger RNA of Culicoides brevitarsis, 840 nucleotides long. It is a transcript of the gene mRpS7, whose product is annotated as small ribosomal subunit protein uS7m. Gene Ontology annotation, molecular function: mRNA binding; rRNA binding; structural constituent of ribosome. Lineage: Eukaryota; Metazoa; Arthropoda; Insecta; Diptera; Ceratopogonidae. Gene Ontology annotation, cellular component: mitochondrial small ribosomal subunit; ribosome. Bases 112 to 783 code for a protein of 223 amino acids. The transcript has 2 exons. The record is from RefSeq and is a predicted model, not a curated record. Gene Ontology annotation, biological process: ribosomal small subunit assembly; translation.
UAAAUAAACAACGCUUGCAGCUCUCAUUCGAAGUGUCAAAACCAGAUGGGCGAGUAAAAUUUUCAUCGAUAACAUUGGAAUUGGAGUAUUUUCCCAAUUUUUCGGGUAAAAAUGUUCUGUAUUCAAAAAUUCUUGCAAGUUACGGCGAAAAGCCAAAUUAUCAUACCACGAUGCAUGUCUCAGUACCCGUCAACCUUUCAAAAGCCCGUUUUCAAGCACGAAAAACAAAAAGAAGCUGAGGAAACCGGAGAACUUGCCAGAUUAUCUCAUCUUCCGGUCCGAGCAGCUGUCAACGAUGCCACAAACUCUGUUUUCCACAACGAAUACGUGCGACAAUUUACGAAUUAUGUCAUGGAAGACGGCAGAAAGGCGCUCGCUCGUAAACUCAUUGAAGAAGGUUUCGAAAAUAUCAAGCGAAUCCAGUUGGAACGUUACCAUUUAGCAAGCGAGGAAGAAAAGAAGAAUAUCGAGACAGAACCGUUGAAGAUUUUCCUCAAGGCGAUCGAGAAUGCGAGACCAUUGCUGACUUUGACGGCAAUCAAACGCGGCGGCUCGACAUACCAAGUGCCUAUUCCAAUUACUGAGAAAAAAUCGAUUUUCAUGUCGAUGAAAUGGAUUCUCGAGGCAUCGAACGAAAAGGAGAGAAAAGUACUUUUUCCCGAUAAAUUUGCGUGGGAAGUGCUCGAUGCUGCCAACAACCAAGGACGUGUUAUCAAGAAAAAAUUGGAUUUGCACAAGCAAUGUGAAGCGAAUCGGGCAUACGCUCACUACAGAUGGGGCUAAAAAUGCUUCGUUCAGCGUGAAAAUGCAACUUUUUAGUAAAUAAAUAUCAAAUUAAAC